AACUUCCUGUUUCACGGCGAAUUGUUAAAACAACGUUGUAUUCGUCUGGUACACUUUAGUACGAGGCACAGUUAUUUAUACAAGUUUGCCUUUACAUACUGGUGUUUUUUGUUGUGAUUUUAAUGAGGACACUCGACAACGACCCUUUUUAAAAGGAAACUCUCUAAAAUUCAGGGGAAGUGACCCUUAAUCUUUUUUUCAACAUGUCAGACAUCAUGCUGAAUGUGGAUUACACAGAUAGUAGUUCAUGCAGGAAUCAAGAAAAGGACAAAGGGUCAAAUAAGAAGCAUUUGGCCUUUCUGAAAAGGAGAAAAUAUUUAGAGAAAAUGGGUUUCCUCAGACAGAAGCAAUUGCAAGAUCCCCAUUACCCUCCAAAGGUGCUGCCAGGAAGCAGCAAGUCAUGGCCAAAUGGACUUGUGCAGAAGUGCCAUCAACAAGAGUCUAGACCUGCUUCAAAAUCUUGUAGCAGUAUUAUUGAAAACCAUGUCACUUCCACCAUUCAGUCAAAACCUGCUUUUUUGCUCCCAACACCUGUUGCUUUUUCCAGCACUCCGGUUCAUCAGAGCCUGAGUACAGCCUCGUUUCAUCUCCCAUUUUGUUCACCUUCUGGUCUUCCGCUUCCAAAUACUGAAUUGCUGAAACAAUUUCAAAGUGGGUUAACCUCUGCAGGGAAACCUUUGAAGUAUUUAGCUAUGGACUGUGAGAUGGUGGGUACAGGUCCCAAAGGACGACAUAGUGAGCUGGCUCGAUGCAGCAUUGUGGGCUACCAUGGUGAUAUAAUGUAUGAUAAGUACAUUAUGCCUGCGAAUCCUGUGACUGAUUACCGCACACGAUGGAGUGGUAUCACAAAGCACCACCUACGUAAUGCUGUACCCUUUAAAGAGGCCCAGAAGGAGAUUUUAAAGAUCUUGUCUGGGAAGGUGGUGAUUGGACAUGCCGUUCACAAUGACUUCAAAGCUUUAAACUACUUCCAUCCUCCAGCACUGACCCGUGACACUUCGCGCAUCCCACUGCUCAAUGUGAAAGCUGGUAUCUCUGGGGUAGAAACGGCUUCUCUUAAGAGACUCACCAAACUGCUUUUAAAUAAAGACAUUCAGGUUGGACAAAGUGGACACAGUUCUGUGGAAGAUGCUAAGGCUACUAUGGAUCUGUAUAAAAUUGUUGAGCUGGAAUGGGAGCGAAUUCUGGCUUCAAGCCCAGCUGUUCAAUGUACAGUAUCAGUUUAGAAUUUAGCGUCACUUGCCAAGGAGGAUUUGUACAACUCUCAGCAGGAAUUAUCUGCUGGUGUUCAUCUCAAGUUUAAUUUUCAAAAUACAGUUUAACUCUACAAUUCAUCUGAAAAACUUUUAUAUAUGUUCAGAACCAUAUUUAUCAAGAAGAUUGCAUUUAAUGUUCUAGUGAUUUUCCCUGUAAAGUUCAUGUUAUUAUUUGUUCAAGGUUUUGUUCUUGUGUUGCUUUCUUUGAUUUCUUAUUUUUUUCAGAUAUAUCAAUGAAAAUAUGUUGGUGAUCUUGGAAAGUAUUUAGCAAAAAUUGAAACCAGUUUUUUAUUUUUUCCUUGGUUUUGUAAAUUGCAUUACAUGUUUUUAAAGGAUGUGUGUUUUGAGGAGCAAUUUAAUUAUGGUUAAACAAAAAUUGUUUCCAGGGUGAAAAUAGGCAACAUUAAAAUACUGUAGCAGUUUAACAGUAUUGCACAUUCUGAUUAACAAGUACUGUUUUCUAUAGUAAUUGUAUUUACUAAGCAAAAAUUGUGAACCCUAUAUCAAUUGCAAUAUCAAAUUUUGCAUAUUAAGUAAAUUAUUCCUUUCACAUGAUUUUUAAAACGUUCUUAUUCUGUAAUGUUCAAAAUACGUCAAGAUGAAUAUCUGACUUUUCUUUGAACAUUAACUUAAUAGAGUUGUAUUUGCUCUGGCAAUAUAGAUUAUUCAAAACCUCAAGCUAUUUCAUUGAAUCUUACUGUUACAUUCAUCGAAGGGUUAAGAAUAAUAGAUUGUUAUUUUACACGCUUUGAAACAUUAGAAUACAGUAAUCCCUCCUCCAUCGCAGGGGUUGCGUUCCAGACCCCCCCCCCCGCGAAAGGUGAAAAUCCGUGAAGUAGAAACCAUAUGUUUAUAUGGUUAUUUUUAUAUUGUCAUGCUUGGGGCACAGAUUUGCACAGAAACACAGGAGGUUGUAGAGAGACAGGAACGUUAUUCAAACACUGCAAACAAACAUUUGUCUCUUUUUCAAAAGUUUAAACUGUGCUCCAUGACAAGACAGAGAUGACAGUUCUGUCUCACAAUUAAAAGAAUGCAAACAUAUCUUCCUCUUCAAAGGAGUGCGCAUCAGGAGCAGAGACUGUCAGAAAGAGAGAGGAAAGCAAACAAAUCAAUAGGGCUGUUUGGCUUUUAAGUAUGCGAAGCACCACCGGACAAAGCUGUUGAAGGCGGCAGCUUACACCCCCUCUGUCAGGAGCAGAGAAAGAGAGAGAGAGACAGAGAAAAACAAACAAUCAAAAAUCAAUACGUGCCCUUCGAGCUUUUAAGUAUGCGAAGCACCGUGCAGCAUGUCGCUUCACGAAGCAGCUGCACAGAAGGUAGCAACGUGAAGAUAAUCUUUCAGCAUUUUUAGACUAGCGUCCCUAUCGUCUAGGUGUGCGAACAGCCCCCCUGCUCAAUCCCCCUACAUCAGGAUCAGAGAAAGUCAGCGCAACAGAGAGAGAGAAAAGUAAGUUGGGUAGCUUCUCCGCCAUCUGCCAAUAGCGUCCCUUGUAUGAAAUCAACUGGGCAAACCAACUGAGGAAGCAUGUACCAGAAAUUAAAAGACCCAUUGUCCACAGAAAUCCGCGAACCAGCAAAAAAUCCGCGAUGUAUAUUUAAAUAUGCUUACAUAUAAAAUCCGCGAUAGAGUGAAGCCGCGAAAGGCGAAGCGCGAUAUAGCGAGGGAUUACUGUAUCUUCAAUCACGUUUUUCAUCUGUUUAUGCCAUUGACUGAGUUUUUAUUUAGUAUUAUGUCAUCUACAGUAGCUUUAAAUAAUUCAAAUUGCAUUUGAAAAUGGUAAAAUAUAGAAAAUGCCAUAUAACAGCAACACUUUUAAAGCUAAGUCUUCUUCUGCAAUGGACAUAUAGAUGCAUGUAAAUUACAGAUAAUACAAGAUCUUUAGAUUAGAACAUUAGAAAAGUUUUGACAAGAACAGGUCAUUCAACAAAGCUCUCCAAUCCUAUCGACCUAUUUCCUCCAAUGGAACAUAACAAUUUUGACGAGAACAGCUUUUAAAGUGUUUUCAACUACAGGUUAACUCAUGCUCACAAAGUACUACGAAUAGCAUUAGUUUUUGCUCUAGGAAAUAAAGGCAAACCCUGUUUUUGAGCUGUUUUUCAGAUUACUUUCUAGUUUAGUGUAAAAAAUAUGCCGAGUAUGUCAACAAAGAGAAAUAUUAUCAGUAAUUUAUGUUAAAUCUGUAAAAGUCUACAGAAAUGCUUUAAAUUAUGUAGCCUUAAUUCAUUAUCUUUUCAUUUUCCUCAGAAAUAUUAUGUCCAUAUUUGCAGUUAAAAUUCUUAUUUAUAAUGAAUAAUAGUUCUUUCUUUAUUUUGCAGUUUUUGUCUAAUACCUUAUUUUAGAUAACUGCUUGUUAGCAGUCUACACUCAAAAAACAUUUAUUAGAAUAUGUCAUCUUCUAACAAUUCUGAUUAACAGAUAUUUACUUUUAAAUUAAAUGUUUUUAGUUUUUGUUUUAGUAGCAGAUUGAUUGCUGAAGUAAAACAGAUUGGUAAAGAGUACAUUUUUUUUUUCUAAUAUGGUUGACACCACUAUCUGGUAAUUUUUUAAAGUAAUAUUAUAUUUUGUUUGUAAUUGAAGUCGUUUUUGCAGCAGUUGCACCUUUCAACCAAAAAAAAAAAAAUCUCAGUGAAUUCGGUGUGUUUAAAACAUACGGUAAAGAAAAGGAAAUAAAGUAAUACACCAGAGUUUGUGGAAAAUG
Messenger RNA from Erpetoichthys calabaricus (reedfish), 3955 nucleotides. RefSeq names its product interferon stimulated exonuclease gene 20-like 2 (gene isg20l2). The coding region runs from base 204 to 1226 and encodes 340 amino acids. Gene Ontology annotation, cellular component: nucleus. Gene Ontology annotation, molecular function: nucleic acid binding; 3'-5'-RNA exonuclease activity. The transcript is spliced from 4 exons. The record is from RefSeq and is a predicted model, not a curated record. NCBI's taxonomy places the organism in Eukaryota, Metazoa, Chordata, Cladistia, Polypteriformes, Polypteridae.